AUGAAGUUUCAAAAACACGACCAGGUGAUCUGGGAUUUGGAUGACGUGGACGAGGAAGCGUUCACGUCUUGGGUGGAGUCGCACCUCGUCAGUUUCUUGGAGACUUACCUGCGGAUCGAAGAAGUCGAUCAAUACCAGCAGGGGAGCCUAUGCACCGACCCGGUGUGUGGGAUGCGAAUUCGCAAGUCGGCGGCCGCAGCGACUGCAAAUUACGACGGUGCGACGUUCUAUUUCUGUGUGGAGGGGUGCCGGGACACGUUUGUUAGCGACCCCAAACGCUACGAGUGCUCAAUGAUCGCUAUGAUUCGCUAUCAACAUACAAUCGCUAUUGCCGCUGCUUUGAUGGCGAUUGUAGUCGCCUCUAUCGCGUAUGCUCAAGAGAAUACGGCGAGUCGUUCGUCGCUUGACCAAGCAGAUCUUGUAGCCGAACUGCAAAACCUCCAUGCCAAGGUGGCGGCCCUGGAAGCUGCGCUGGAGACACAGCAUCAAUCUCUCUACGGGGCUCCAACUUCGACAGAUUCUUCUACUGCGUCUAUGCAGCAAAUCGGCGGAAUGGGGGUGGGGGCGACACAGGGUAAGGCCGCAACGCAAGCCAUGCCAAGGGAUUCGGACAGCUCACUGUCAGGGAUGGGAAUGGGCAUGAUGGACGAAGGCAUGGGCGGCAUGGGAAUGAUGUCCAUGAUGAAAGGAAAGAAGGGAAUGAUGGGCAUGGGUAUGAUGGGAAUGAACCCUGCCAUGGCAUCGGACUCAAUGGCCGGGAUGGACAUGCCAUCGGCAUUGCCCGGAUUCCCCGGAGCGUCGCAUGUGUAUCACAUCGGCCAGACCGGGUUCUUUCUCGAUCACCCCGAGCACAUCACGCUGUCCGACGAGCAACAAAAGAAACUCAACUCGAUCAAGGAGUCAUCGUUGCUGGCGACUUCAACGGCCCAGCGCGAAAUCGCAGAAGCCGAACAGGAAUUGUGGAAGCUGACGGCUGCCGCUGAACCAGACAUCAAGAAAAUCGAAGCAAAAGCCAAAGAGAUUGCCCAGCUCCAAGAGACCCUCAUGCAAACGAAAACCAAAUGUAUUGGUGGAGUCAGUGUGGUUGCGGCAAUCGCUCUUUGCAUAGCGAUCGCAUUCACCGGACUGGCACACGCUCAGGACAAGAGUCACGAUUCGCACAGCGGGACGCACGAUCACGGUCCCGAAAUGAAGAUGAUGAGAAUGACGCAGAUCAAGACGCAGGCCGAAGCGGAAGCACUCAAGCCGGGCGAUUCGAUCGCGAUGGUAUGCAGUAUGUGCAAAAUCGUGACCGUUCAUGCUGUCGGCAAGGACAAGUCACACGUGAAAAUGAUGACGGUCGGUAACAAGCAUACCUGUUCCGCUUGCGACGGCAAGGUGACGGUUGAAGGUACUGGCAAAGGAAAGGGCAAGCAUCAAGAAGUAAAGCAUGUCUGCGGCAAGUGCGGCGAUGAUGCGAUGUUUGUGGUUGCGACGAAGGCUGCCAUGUCAGACCAUGACGACAUCUUCGAGAACGCGCUUCUUCGACUCGACCGAGCGGCUCAGUUUGUACAGAUUGAUCCAGAAGCACUGGAGCGCCUGAAACAUCCGAAGUCGGUCGUGCAUGUCAGUAUUCCAGUUCGGAUGGACGACGGAUCACUGCGAAGCUUUGAAGGCUACCGUGUCCGACACGACGACACUCGCGGACCGACCAAGGGAGGAAUCCGCUUUCAUCCGCAGGUGCAUCUUGGUGAAGUCAAAGCACUGGCGUUUUGGAUGACCUGCAAGUGUGCGGUUGCGGGCAUUCCUUUUGGCGGUGGAAAGGGAGGCAUAAUUGUCAAUCCGAAAGAGCUUUCCCGAAUGGAACUGGAGCGACUCAGUCGCGGGUUCGUCCAGCAGCUCGCCGAUUUCAUUGGUCCUGACACAGACAUUCCGGCUCCUGAUGUCUAUACAAACUCAAUGAUUAUGGGCUGGAUGAUGGAUGAGUAUUCCACGAUCCAGCGGCAACGCACCCCGGAUGUCAUUACUGGCAAACCGAUCCCACUUGGCGGCAGUCUUGGUCGCGAUGAUGCCACCGGACGCGGCGCUUACUACUGCAUCAAAGAAUUGGAGCGGUUCAACAACUGGACUCGCGGAAACGUGCGAGUUGCCGUUCAGGGAUUCGGAAACGCUGGUCAGCACGUAGCACGCCUGCUUCAUAAGGACGGUUACCGGUGUGUGGCCAUCAGUGACUCCAAAGGCGCAAUCUAUCGCGAAGAUGGAAUAGAUAUUCCGCGGGCGAUCGAACUUAAGCAGUCUCAAACGUCCAUCUCGAACGUGUACGACGAACGAAGUGUUUGUGACUGUCCGGAAUGUGGAUGUGUGGACUGUCAUUGCAAAUCAAAUGAUGCUGGCAGUGGUGCUGUUAUCACGAAUGAGCAGCUACUUGAGUUGGACGUUGACGUGCUGAUUCCGGCUGCCUUAGAGAACCAGAUCACCGGCGAAAAUGCCUCGCGAAUCACGGCUCCCUACAUCGUCGAAGUUGCCAACGGUCCAACAACGACGGAAGCCGACAACAUCCUGAAAGAACUGGGGGCGACAGUUGUUCCCGACAUCUUGGCCAAUGCUGGCGGCGUCACAGUCAGCUACUUCGAGUGGACUCAGAAUCGAGCGGGCUACUACUGGAGCGAGAAGAAAGUGCAGGAGCGGUUGCAGCGGAUCAUGGCUCAAGAAUUCGAAGCUGUUCACGAUCUGAGCGUCGAAGCCGAAAUCGACAUGCGAACUGCUGCCUAUGCCCACGCACUCAAUCGUAUCGGCGAAGCGAUGGAAUCGCAGGGAACAAGUCGAUACUUCAACUCAGUGAUGAAGGUUUCCCAAGAAGAACACGCCCAGCAUCAUCCGGGGCAAACCGGGGAUGCAAAAGGCGGUCCCGGAAUGGGAGGCCCACCCGAAGGUGCCGGUCCGCAAAAUGGCAUGGGCGGCGGUAUGGGCGGAAUGAUGGAUGGCAUGAUGGAGAAAAUGGCUGCGCCCAAGCCCAAGGACCUCUACCCGUCCUUGAUGGAGCUGCCUGACCUGCCGAUAGAGCGUCGGGGCGAACUUGAGCAGGAAGCUCAUGGCCGAAUGAUCGCCGGAACUCGCUUGUUGGGCGAAGGCUUUGAGGAGUUAUCUCGUUCUGCUGCCGGCGAUGACUUUGCGGCGAUGCAGUCUGCCACGGCCAAGAUUCGCGAAGGCUUGAGNNCGCACAUCGCACUACUCUGGGGAAUGUCGCCGUUUCAUGCCAGCGUGAUGGUUGUCUUAAUCGCGUUUGCGGUCGCCAUGAUCUGGAUGUACUUCUUCAAGAUGCGACGCGCGGCGUCACUGCUGGAAAAGCUGUCCACUCCAAACGCCAUCGCCGAAGGUGUCGGAGUCCAAAGCGGGUCCGGUCGUACGGCCCCAUCGACCGAGAGUGCCUCGUCAGUCGAAACGACGCCUAAACAAACGGCAACUCAACUUUCAGAACCUGCUGAUUGUUGUGCGACCGGCGACGGCUGUCCUACCGAAGCUCCCGCCGACGGGAUUGAUUCCAGCGGGUUGAUUCCAGUCGCCAAGAAAACUCUCUGUCGACUACGAGUCGCAAAGAUCACGCAGGAAACCGAAGACGUGAAAACCAUUCGCCUUGUGGCCUGCCACGGCGGUCGAAUUCCGUUUAACUACCUACCCGGCCAGUUUCUGACUUUUACGCUGCCGGUUGGCGAAAAACCGAUACGACGCAGCUACACAAUUUCGUCGGCUCCAACCCAAGCAUACUACUGUGAAGUCACCGUCAAACGAGAAGAUAAGGGUGCGGGGUCACGGUACCUCUGCGAUGAACUUAAAGUCGGUGACACACUGGAAGUUAAAGCCCCCAGCGGGCGGUUUACGUUCACAGGCGAGGAGUCGGACAGGGUGGUGCUGAUCGCUGGUGGAGUUGGAAUUACGCCGAUGAUGAGUGUCACGCGAGCGCUAACAGAUAUGUGCUGGCCCGGUGAGAUUCACUUCAUCGUCGCCUGCCGCGAUCCAAAGCACUUUAUCUUCGAGUCAGAAAUCAAACGGCUUGAAGAACGAUACGACAACCUGCACGUUCACGUUGCCAUGAGUCGCAUUGAUCAGGAAAUCAACGGCUAUCGCAAGGGAAGACUUACUAAGGAAUUGCUGGCCGAGUGGGUGCCGGAUAUAGCAUCACAUCGAGUUCACAUCUGUGGCGCUCCAGCGAUGAUGGACGCCACCAAAGCCAUGCUGUCCAAACUCGGUGUUCCGGUUGAGAACAUCCAUACAGAGAACUUCGGUUCCACGCAAAAGCCCAAGGCUAAAGUUGCCAAGGGUCAGGAAGCCCAUGAGCCGAAGGCGACGGGAGCCAAAAUCACGUUCGCGAAGUCUGAUAAGUCCACUGAACUUUUGGCCGAUGAAACGCUUCUCGAAGCGGCUGAGCGAGUCGGAGUAGGCAUCGACUAUUCCUGCCGUGUCGGGACGUGCGGCAUUUGCCUCGCGAAGUUGCUCUCCGGCGAUGUGACGAUGGAAGUCGAUGACGGCUUGGAGCCGGAAGAAAAGAUCGUCGUCACGGGCUUGGUCAUGCUGAUGUUGCUUGCAUGGCUUGGCUUUCCGCUGCACCACGCUCAUCGGUUUGCAGGGAGUUUCUGGGGAGGAGUCUUCGGAGUAACCGGAGCGGCCCUGAUGCUCGUUCCGUUGGCCUACCUAAUCGUCAAGCGAAACAAGAAACUCAAGCAGACCGUCACCAAACACGUUUCGAUGCGAACGCUGUUGGCUUGGCACAUUUACGCGGGAGUGCUUGGUCCGAUUUUGGUCAUCAUUCACAGCGGACAUAAAUACGAAAGCGUCGUAGGUAUUGCGCUGACGGCAAUGACCCUGCUGGUCGUCGUGAGUGGGUUCAUCGGACGCUACCUGAUGUCUGGUUUCGCCAAGGAAAUUCGCGAGAGGAAGGCGAUGUUGACGGAAUUGCAAACAGCCUAUGAUGAAGCCAGUGUUGCUGUCGGGUCCAAUCCGGAGGCGGCAAAUACCCUGCGGCCGUUCUCUGGAUUCUUUAGCCGCUUGAUGGCUGGCUUCUUCUUGUCGGAACCGACUACGGAGCCGUCGGUUGCCAAAGCCAAUUCGAUCACGCUGGUCCGUCUGGCUGAGUCCAUAGCAGACGUGGAAUACGCGAUUCGGACUCACGAAGAUUUCAAAACGUGGUUCGGCAAGUGGCUGAAGUUUCACAUUGCCAUUUCGUUCAUCCUGUACGGGUUGAUGUUUAUCCAUGUCAAUUACGCCGUCUACUUCGGCUUGCGUUG
This is a messenger RNA of Symbiodinium sp. CCMP2456, 5261 nucleotides long. NCBI's taxonomy places the organism in Eukaryota, Dinophyceae, Suessiales, Symbiodiniaceae. The record is from the annotation of a GenBank genome assembly.